AUGGAGAAUUUUGACAAAGGCAAUGGAACAGCAAUAACCACAUUUACCCUUCUGGCAUUUGGAAAUGACCCUAAACUACAAAUUCCACUCUUCAUGGUGUUCGUAUUCAUCUACACUGUGACUGUGGUUGGAAACAUCAUAAUCAUCACUCUGGUAAUCUCUGAUCAUCACCUUCAUACUCCUAUGUACUACUUCCUUGGAAACUUGUCCUGCUUGGAGACCUGCUACACUUCAACUGUCCUCCCCAGGAUGUUAGCCAGCUUUCUGACAGGGGAUAGAACUAUAUCUGUUGGUGGCUGCUUUGCACAGUUUUUUUGGUUUGGGACCUUAGCAAUUGCUGAAUGCUACCUGUUGGCUGCCAUGUCCUACGAUCGCUAUUUAGCCAUAUGUAAACCCCUCCACUAUGCCACUCUUAUGGAUGGAAAACUCUGCUUUCUCUUGUCGGCUGGGUCCUGGCUAUGUGGGAUUACAGUUAUGACAAUAGUAGUAAGUUUAAUGUCACAACUAUAUUACUGUGGUCCCAGUGAAAUUGAUCAUUUCUUUUGUGAAUUGGCACCAGUGAUUAAUCUCUCUUGCAGUGAUACCACUAUGGUGGCACUGGUGGGUCUCAUAGUCUCAGUCAUAGAUGCUAUUCCGUCGUGUCUCCUAACACUGAUGUCUUAUGUGUGUAUAAUUGCCACCAUCUUACGGAUCCCAUCUUCAACAGGGAGGAAAAAGGCCUUUUCAACCUGUUCUUCCCACCUUAUUGUGGUUUCUAUAUUUUAUGGAUCAUUAAUAUUUGUAUAUGUGCUCCCAAAAAAGGAAGCUCUGUGGGAAGUGGACAAAAUCUUUUCAGUCUUCUACACAGUCUUAACCCCUCUAAUCAAUCCCCUUAUCUACAGCCUGAGGAACAAAGAGGUGAAAGAAGCUUUAAGGAGAGUCAUAAACAAAUGCAGGGUUUUAACAUAA
Podarcis raffonei (Aeolian wall lizard) is the source of this 948-nucleotide messenger RNA. Its product is annotated as olfactory receptor 5B21-like. Gene Ontology annotation, molecular function: G protein-coupled receptor activity; olfactory receptor activity. Gene Ontology annotation, cellular component: membrane. The record is from RefSeq and is a predicted model, not a curated record. NCBI's taxonomy places the organism in Eukaryota, Metazoa, Chordata, Lepidosauria, Squamata, Lacertidae. The transcript has a single exon. Gene Ontology annotation, biological process: G protein-coupled receptor signaling pathway. Bases 1 to 948 code for a protein of 315 amino acids.